Messenger RNA from Arabis nemorensis, 2142 nucleotides. The record is from the annotation of a GenBank genome assembly. Lineage: Eukaryota; Viridiplantae; Streptophyta; Magnoliopsida; Brassicales; Brassicaceae.
AUGCAUGCUAGGCAGCGCAAUGUUGGAAAUGGGUACAGAUCUGGAAUGGGAAUGUCUGGUUCUAGAAUUUCACCUGACCGUCCUAUGAGAGGACAUGGGUUCUAUGGUUCUGAAUACCAACACCGUGGGUUUAACCGUGGAUAUGGAAGAGGAAGGGGACGCUCUAAGUCAUACCAGAAUCAGCUGCCUCCGCCUCUACCUCCUCAACCGGUGCAACAAGGUAGAAGUGGUGGCGGCGGUGGCGUUUUCAUGGAGGCAGGUCGUCUAGCAGUAGAGUACUUGGUUUCUCAGGGUGUUCUACCACAAACUGUGCUUUCCAGUAAGUGGCAGAAUGGUAAUUUCAGGAAGCAGGCUGGGGAGUUUCAGAGUUCUAGGUCACAGGAAGCGGCUCGAGUGGAGGUUUCAGAUUCUGGUGCGGAUAAAAGGAGGUAUAUUGAUGGCUAUAGCUCAGCUGGCUCUAGGAAUAAUCUGAAAGGAAGGAGAUCUCACCGUUAUGAAUCGGAUUUCGGGAGGAGCGGAUCCUGGUCAGAGAGAAGUAAAGGUUUUGAGGUCGAGGCUGGUGAUGACUCUGUGUCUGGGCAUCGAGAAGAGCAGCCACUUGCUGAAGAUAUUGCUAGCUCGGUUCAGCGGUCAGUCUCUGGUGAAUUUAUGAGAAAGCGUGAAGGAGCGGGUGAUUCAGAGUCUGUGUUGGACAAGUACAAUCUCCAGGAUGAGGCACAGUCUAAGACAGGUUCCUCGAGUGCUGGGAAAGAAAUAGUACAGGAUUGUGAAAUCUCAAAAGUCUCUGAAGGUUCUUCUAGCUUGAGUGCUGGAUCAGGAGAGAUGAAAGGUAGGACUGGUGGUAAUGGUGGAGAGAAUGAGAACCAAACUGCAAUAGAAGAUGCAUCUAUCCAUCAGCAUUGUGAAGAUGCAUCAAUCCAUCAACAUUGUGUGGCUGAUGAAUCAUUCACCAAGAGUGGUAUUGAUUUGGCAACGCUGUGUAAAUUUGAGAAGGUUCCUACGAGGACACGCUCUUCUUUGACUGCAAAAGGCCCAAAGCUUUAUUUGAGUCAAAAUAUGAAGGAAACCUCUCAUAAUUCUGAACUUGUAGAAGAAGCUCAAACAGAAAAUCAAUGCGAGACUCAAGGCCAAUUAUCUGGGAAGGCCGAUAGUACUGGCGACGAAGUUUUUAAUGACCACGUCGAAGAUUUACCUCUUGUUCAGUUCGUUGAGAACAGUAAAUGUCAUAGGUCCAAUUCUUUCCCUAGUAGCAUUCUUAGGGACAAUAAUGAGAAAGAUUCAGGAUUAAAAUCGCCUAAUCUGCACAGAUCGCAUUCGGUGGGGAAAGGAGGGGAGAAGCGGGCAAGUGAAGGUAAUGACUUGAAGGAGGGAGCAAAAAGACAGAGAAAUUGGGUGCCUUUGCCAGUUUCGGAAGCCAAUGAACGCUUCAACAUAUGUAAAACAAGUGAAAUCCAAUGCCAUCCGGGAGAAGAAGAAAAGACAAGCUCGUUCAACAUGAGACUGAUUAACAGUGCUGCUGAAAAAAGGGUCAGCCAUGAAAAUCUUGUUAAUAACUCUACACGUAAUAGUGUACACAAGGGAAAAUCAGGUCCCGGAUAUGCAGAAGAGCGUCAGCUGUUUCCUGCUUCAUUUAAAACCUGUGAUCUAAAUCUAGGGGGAACAUCGGAUGUGAAUGAUGGCAAAAGGGAAUCUGGUCAAGCUGUUGAUCUCUCAAUCAGCAGUUCUAGCAAGUCUCACGAGUUCAGUACUAGUACUCGGAUGAGCAAUGGUAAAGAAAUAGAAGUGAUUGAUUUGGACAACGAUGAUUCUCCAGAAGUGGUCAAGUCCAACAAUGAUCCGGGAAGAAAGCAAGAAGCUGCCCCAUACAUGGGCAUCGACGGCGUUCCCGACUACAAUGAAGGGCUCAUGAUGGUAGAGUUUCUUGAUUCCUUUGGAAACAUUCCUCCAAUAAACCCGGGAAUCAGUAGUGUGCCGCCGAAUAACGAAGUUAGCCUUCAAGACCAAGAGGGAGCUAUUGGAAAUGACCAAGUAGCAAAUAAUACAGAUGAUGAUUCGAUCUUCAUGUCACUCGGAGAAAUACCAUUGACAUUCUUGCAAGCCUGGGACCAACCUCCGGCGCGAGGCUACGAGAAGCCUUUCUGA